Prunus avium (sweet cherry) is the source of this 588-nucleotide messenger RNA. NCBI's taxonomy places the organism in Eukaryota, Viridiplantae, Streptophyta, Magnoliopsida, Rosales, Rosaceae. The record is from RefSeq and is a predicted model, not a curated record.
AUGUUCUCUAAGAAACACUCAUCUGGAAGUCAAAAAAGAAAAAGAAAAAGACAGAGAGAAGAAUUAACUCAAUCUCAAAAGGGAGCUCUGGAUAAAUUUUUUCAAAACAAAACAAAUAGUUCACUUGAUAACUCAACUGAAGAUUUAGUCAAUGAAUCUGAGCAGCAAAAUCAUGUUGAAGAAUUUGUAGGAAUUGAUAAUGAUUUAGUCAAUGAAUCUGAACAACAAAAUCAUGUGGAAGAAUUAGUAGGAACUGAGAAUGAUUUUAAUGCACAGGUAGGUGACUUAGGUGAAGAUGAACAUGUUGAGAAUGAAGAUUUUGACCAUCUUUGUAAUAAUGAAGACACUGAACCUGAGGGUGUAGAACCAAGUUUUCCUUUAAACAUUUUUGAUCCUAGAAUUUGGGAUAAUCUAGAUGAAAAAAUGAGAGCUUUACUUGUGGAAAAAGGUCCUGCAAGAGAUAAUAAUAUCAAAUUUCCCAAGGACGAAAGUUUUAGACAUUUUUCCUCAACUUAUUACUUGAGAAAGUUACCAAAUGGGGAGACUCAUGAUAGAAAAUGGCUAGUAUACUCAAAGGAAUUGGAUAAG